AUGGCCGAAGAGGAACACGUGAAUAAAUUGGAAGUUUUAAAGCGAAUGGUGAAUGCUGGUGUAAAAUUGAAAAGGAGUAAGUGUGUUUAUCAGGCAUUGGGAGUAACUUAUUUAGGACAUAAAAUAAAUGCUGAAGGACUGAACCCCUCUGAUGAGAACGUUCUGGUUAUUAUGGAUGCGCCCAUUCCUUACAAUGUCACUGAAUUGAAAUCUUAUUUAGGACUCAUAAAUUUUUAUGGAAAAUUUAUUCCAAACCUCUCUAAAGUGUUGUCGCCAUUAUACAGGCUCUUACAGAAGGAUGUCAAGUGGCAAUGGGGCCCAAGUCAGCAGCAAGCUCUGGCGGAAUCCAAGCGAGGUUCCCAGGGGGGCCGUAGUGUGUUUGAUGGAGCGCCUGGACAAAUCCCCAGUUACUGUGAGAGACCUAAGAUGUGGACGGAGAGGGACCCGACACUCUCCAAGGCGCCCCUUCAUCCCUGGGAGCGGCCACAGCAGCCAUGGUCUAUGAUACACUUGGACUAUGCAGGACCAUUCAUGGGUAAAAUGUUUCUAGUUAUUAUAGAUGCUCACUCAAAACGGAUGUAUUUACAUCCAACAAAUUUUGCAACUUCAUAUAGCGCUAUUGAGGAACUGAAGAAUACUUUUGCUUCACAAGGUCUUCCAGACACAGUGAUGACAGACAUUGGUACUAAUUUUUGUAGUAUGGAAUUUGAAGAAUUUAUGAAACAGAUUGGAAUAGCUCAUAUUAAGACGUCGCCAUACCAUCCAGCUUCUAAUAGUUUAGCCUAA
Molecule: messenger RNA, 786 nt
Organism: Homarus americanus (American lobster)
Lineage: Eukaryota; Metazoa; Arthropoda; Malacostraca; Decapoda; Nephropidae
Exons: 3
Coding region: 1-786 (261 amino acids)
Biological process (GO): DNA integration
Molecular function (GO): nucleic acid binding
Source: RefSeq, a predicted model, not a curated record